GGGGGUCUCUCUUUCUCUCUCUCUCUCUCUCUCUCUCUCUCUCUCUCUGCGUCCUCACUCGCCCCCACUUCGAUUCUCCUCUCUCUCUCUCUCUCUCUCUCUCUCUCUCUUUCUCUUUCUCUCUGAAGAUUCCUCGUUCGAUCAAACCGAUGAAUCGCGAUAUGGUUGGGCUUUUAAUACUUGGAAAAGAAGCUGCGGAUUGAUUUGACCAAACAGCUAUUUCAAAGAGGAAACUUUUGCAUUCUAAGUUUCCCAAGAACACUAUUUUUUGGGGCUUGAUCCCUAAAUUACCAAACUCAGUCAAAUUGGUUGAUGGGGAUUCAGACUAUGACCUCACAAGGCGGCGGCGGCGGCGCCCCGCCAUCUCCGAUUCAUAACUUGGCCAAGCAAGGAUCUCUUUGUAACCUCACUCUAAAUGAGGUCCAAAACCACUUGGGUGAGCCUUUACACAGCAUGAACCUUGAUGAACUCCUAAAGAGUGUGUUUCCCGAGCCGAUGUUAAUGGACCCGGAUAGUAGCUCGGCACCGUACCCGACGGGCUCGGGCCUCCAACGGCAGGGGAGCGUCACCAUGCCACGGGCCCUGAGCAAGAAGACGGUUGAUGAGGUAUGGAAGGAUAUCCAGCAGGACAACACGACGGACAAGGAGGAGCAAAGGCCCGUCCAGGAGCGGCAGCCGACGCUCGGCGAGAUGACCUUAGAGGACUUCUUGAUUAAAGCCGGGGUCGUCAUGGAGGGUAACAUGCUGAUUGGCAAUGCUGGCCCUAUCGGAGCCGGCGAUCGAGCCACUGGCGGACAGGAUUGGUACCAGCAGUAUCAGCAGCAGGGCCAGCAGAGUAUGAUGGGAGGUGGUUACAUGGCAAGCAUUGCGAUCCCACAGCAAUUAGGGGUUGCGGUGGGCCCCGUUCUUGAGUCUGUGUACUCUGACGGUCAGUUGAAUAUCUCGUCCCCGACGGUUGGGGGGGCGCUUUCUGAGCCCCAGACUCCGGGAAGGAAGCGAGCAGCUGCUGGCGAGAUGGUGGAUAAGAUGGUUGAGAGAAGGCAGAAAAGGAUGAUCAAAAAUAGGGAGUCCGCUGCUCGCUCCAGAGCCAGAAAACAGGCCUACACAAAUGAGCUUGAAAAUAAGGUGUCUCGUUUGGAGGAAGAGAAUGAGCGGCUACGGAAACAGAAGGAGUUGGACAAGAUACUACGCUCUGCACCUCCUCCAGAGCCAAAGCACCUACUUCGGAGAACGAGUUCGGCCCCCAUCUGAUGGUGUUCAUAUAAAAUUUUGUAGAUUUCGUGGGGUGUUUUAUCUUUUGUUUCGCAAGUUAGAACAUUUGGUAGCUCUGGUUUAUUUCUUAGCUGCUCUAUAUUAGGGUUUCUGAGAUUUUAGGAGCCCUAUGUCUAUUAUGUUGCUGUUUCUCGCUUUUAAUGAGCCUUCCUUUUCAGUGUAAAUCUUAAAAUUAAAGUUUCCAGGUAUGUUCCAAAGUUCUUCGAGCAUAGAGUAUCUUCAUGGUGCGAGAUUAUCAUGUUGGCGACUUUCUUAGGCUAGUGGAGGCUUCAAAUGUGGUCUAUAAUUUGUAAACUGCAGCAUUUAUAUGGCUCAUUUGCUUCUUUUUAUGAAGUUCCUAAAGAAAUUUGAACUAAUUUGGGCUUUUAUCUCGGAUAGCGAGUAUCUUGACCAGAUCAAACUUGUGACUUAUUACAUUGUAAAAUUGAGAACAUGUUGAAUGUAUAGUUUUACAUUGCCUGUUGGAACUUUGUAUAAAAUGCCCGUAUGUAGAUUAUGUAUGAAAAAUGGCUUAUGACA
Messenger RNA from Ananas comosus (pineapple), 1791 nucleotides. Its product is annotated as ABSCISIC ACID-INSENSITIVE 5-like protein 2. Bases 313 to 1251 code for a protein of 312 amino acids. Gene Ontology annotation, molecular function: DNA-binding transcription factor activity. Gene Ontology annotation, cellular component: nucleus. The transcript has 4 exons. Gene Ontology annotation, biological process: positive regulation of DNA-templated transcription. The record is from RefSeq and is a predicted model, not a curated record. NCBI's taxonomy places the organism in Eukaryota, Viridiplantae, Streptophyta, Magnoliopsida, Poales, Bromeliaceae.